AUGCCCGCCUCUUUCCGCAUCUCCUGUGGCACCAUCGCCCCAGGCCGUGGGCUUGAUCGCUGCGCCGCGCACCGCGUCGGUGUGCCCGCCCGGCGGUGGGCAACCACGGCCCUCCUCCCCGCCCGAUCAGCGCUCGCCGGAUUCAAUUGCCAAUCGGCCGUCCGUCGUUUGGGAUCGCGUGGGGUCCGCGGGGGUCAGGUCAGGGCGCAGCUGGCCGAUGCGUCGGACAAUGCGUUCACGAGGACGGCGCAGAAGGCCUUGGAGGUCAACCUCCAUCCAGAAUGGUAUGGAACAUUUGCUGAGAUAGGUGCUGGCCAGGAGGUGGCGAGGUGGUUCUUCAGGGUUGGAGGAGCAGCAGGGACGAUUGCCAAGUCUGUGUCUGCCUACGACAUGACGGUCUCUGACAGUAUGUAUGGGGCUUGUGAAAGGUAUGUGACAAAGGAGAGGCUGGAGGCCAUGCUGGACUAUGAGUACCUGCAGUGCAGCCUGACGCUCAAGAAAGACAAGGGCCACGAGACGCAGUUCUUUGCGUUUGCUGACACCGUCGUUGCAAAGGCAUACAAGCGUGAUAAUGAGUGCCAUGGCUGGCUCGGCAUCAAAUUCCAGAUGAAGCCAAUGGAGGAGCCUUGCAGAAUAGUGAUCCACUGCCGAAUGUUGGAAGACAAUGCUACUGCACAGCAAGUGUCGCUGGGUGUUCUGGGCGUAAACCUCAUCCACUCUGCAUUCAUUGAGCAGGAUCCAUUCAAGAUCGUAAAUGCUUUAUCUGAUGAACUGGGCCCUGAAAAGAUUGAAAUUGAUGUCGUCGACUUCAGUGGGCCACGCUUUGAGGAUGUCGAUGACCGGCUGGUUGCCCUUCGGCUGGUGCAGAAUGGGCAGACAGAUGCUGCCAUCUUCGCUGGAUCUGGCAAACCCAUGAUUCCUCAAGAGGCCCUCAGGAAAAUGAACGUCCUUCUGUUGCGAGGCAGAUUCAAGCCAUUCACGCUUCUGCACAAUGACAUGCUAGUAGGCGCUGCCAAUCAGUUCUUCUGCAACAGUUUUGAUGAGGAGCUGGAGGAGUUGGGCAUGGAUUCCAAGGACUACUGUGUGCAGCGCGAUGACACGCAGGUCAUCCUGGAGAUAACCACCAAGGACAUGAUGGAGAGUGGUGACCUGCUGGACUGGACUUCUGAGAACGGCAUGGACGAGUCUGCCUUCCUGCAGCGCAUGGAGGCCCUCAACAAGCUGGGCUACAUUGUCAUGCUCUCCGGCUACCAGCGCUACUUCCAGCUUGCUGCCUACCUGAGGCGCUACACCAACAAGGCCAUCUGCAUCACAAUGGGGCCUUCCGCGCUGCAAGAGCUCUUCCGGGAGAGCCACUACCGUGACCUGCCUGGCGGGAUCCUGGAAAAUUUUGGGCGAUUGUUGAGGUACGACCUCAAGCUGUACAUGUACCCAACCGUCGACACUGCCGCGGGGAAGCUCAUCACAGCCAACAACCUCAAGGUGGAAUCUGAAGUCCAGCUGCUGUAUGACUACAUCCUCAAACGAGGCACCAUCGUGCCUAUCACGAUGUACGACGAGUCGCUGCUGUCCCACGGGGACGUGUCAAAAAGGGUGGUGGAGAGCAUACGGGCUGGAACCUCUGAUUGGGAGAACCUGGUCCCCACAUCCGUGGCAGAGCAGAUAAGAGACCAGAGGCUGUGGGGCUACCGGCCACCAGCCGAGCUCAAGGCCCCCGUGCUGUUCAAGAGCGGUGAGAAGGGGCCAACCAAUGGGUCACAACCGGCCGAGACUAAGGCAGUGGCAUGA
This is a messenger RNA of Ostreobium quekettii, 1788 nucleotides long. NCBI's taxonomy places the organism in Eukaryota, Viridiplantae, Chlorophyta, Ulvophyceae, Bryopsidales, Ostreobiaceae. The record is from the annotation of a GenBank genome assembly.